This is a messenger RNA of Emiliania huxleyi CCMP1516, 1971 nucleotides long. RefSeq lists its product as hypothetical. The coding region runs from base 1 to 1971 and encodes 656 amino acids. Gene Ontology annotation, cellular component: membrane. The transcript is spliced from 6 exons. NCBI's taxonomy places the organism in Eukaryota, Haptophyta, Isochrysidales, Noelaerhabdaceae. Gene Ontology annotation, biological process: protein localization to membrane. The record is from RefSeq and is a predicted model, not a curated record.
AUGCUCGCGCGAGCGCCGCUCCGCCUCGCGUCCAUAUUGUUGCUCCAGCCGUGCUGCCCGCUCCUCAUCCCAGGCCUGCAGCGCGAAUACCUCGAGGGUGAGGAGCUGCCAAUGCGAGUGGCGAAGCUGAUGUCGACGAGGACACUGGUGCCCUUCUCAUACUACUCGCUCGCGCAGUGCACGCCGCGCUCGCUCGAGGCGGCGGCAGAGAACUUGGGCGAGGUUCUGCAUGGCGACCGCAUCUUCAACGCACCCUUCGAGCUCCGCCUGCGCCGGCCGCGCGCACUGGCGCUGUGCCGGCUGCUGCUCGACCCUCAGGAGAGGGAGUUGUGGGUGGCGCGUAUCCGCGAGGGCUACCGCGCGCAUCUGCUGCUCGACAACCUGCCGGUUGGCACGCGCCGCCCACGCGAUGGAGCGGCGCCGCUGCUCGAGCGCGGCUACCUGCUCGGCGCGGCGGCGCCGGACGGUGCGAUCGUGCACAACCACCUGCACUUCACAGUGCGGUACCACCUGCCGUCGCCUUCCGUGACGACGGGCGAGGCGUGGAGAGGGAGCGGGCGGAGGGCGAGGAUCGUCGGCUUCGAGGCCGGCUCUGCAGUCGACGUGCUCAACUUGUCUCCAGCAGAGGUUGGGCUGUCGCACGAUGGUACGUCUCCGAUGGUGCUGCGGCGGCGGGGAGGGAAGCCGGUCGAGCUCAUCUUCACGUACAACGUGACGUACGCCCUCUCGGAGGUGCCGUACUCCUCGAGGUGGGACAACUACCUCAUGCUCGAGGAGGGGUCGCAGGCUCACCGGCUCGAGAUCGCUCGAGAUCGCUCGAGAUCGCCCGAGAUCGCGCGAGAGCAAGCGAGACCACGCGAGAGCAAGCGAGACCACCGGCCGCAGGUGCACUGGCUCUCGCUCUGCGGCUCGCUCGCCCUCUCGCUGCUACUCGCCUCCUUGGUCGCCGCAAUCAUGCUCGCGACGGUGCGGCGGGACUUGCAAAAGUACAACGCCAUCGACGCCGACGACGACCUCGUCGAGGCGAGACGCGCCUGCCCCGGCGCAGCGGACGCUUGCUCACCGCGGCUCCUCACCGCCGCCCUCCUCCUCCUCUGCCUUUCCGCCGUGCCGGCCGGCUACGUCGCCGCCCGCCUCUACCGCCAGAUCGACGGUUCGCACCCGUAUGCGCUGAUCGGCGCGCUCUCGUUUGCGCUUCCCGGCUCCGUCUUUGCCGCCUUCACCGCCCUCGAUCUCGUGCUGUGGGCGCGCGGCGCAACCUCCGCCGUCCCGCUCACCACGCUCCUUGCGCUGCUGCUGCUCUGGCCCGGGCUGCACGCGCUCUCUCGACACUUCCAGGACACGGCCGUGACAUGCGCCUCCCUCGGCUUCCGGCAGCCGCGCGCCGAGGACCCGUGCUUCACCAACCUGAUCCCGCGCCAGAUCCCCACGCAGCCACUGUGGGCGCGAUGCAGCCCCGCCCUCUCUGCCACCUCUCGCCCCGCACCUGCUCAACGUUAUGCUGCCGCACACACGCCUCCUCCGCUCUACGCGCAUCCCCUCGUCGCCGCCCUGUCUGGCGGGCUCCUCCCGUUCGGCUCGGCCGCCAUCGAGCUCUCCUCGCUCUACUCGUCAGCGUGGAACGGGCGCAUCUACUCGCUCUUCGGUUUCCUGUUCCUCACGGCGACGACGACGGCGCUCAUCUGCGCAGAGGUUGGCGUCGUGCUCUGCUACUUUCAGCUCUGCCGCGAGGACUACCGCUGGUGGUGGCGCUCCUUCGCGCAUACCGGCUCCUGCGGCCUCUACUUCUUCUUGCACGCCGCUGCAUACGCCCACAGCGAGCUUCAUCUCUCCGGGCCCACCGCCAUCGCAAUCUAUUACGGCUACACCGCCGCCGCCUCAGCCGCGCUGUCCCUCGUGACGGGCGGGGUCAGCUUCGUCGCCUGCUUUUGGUUUGUCCGCUCCAUCUUUGCUGCAGUCAAGGUCGACUAG